Penicillium malachiteum is the source of this 708-nucleotide messenger RNA. RefSeq names its product isonitrile hydratase-like protein xanA (gene xanA). The record is from RefSeq and is a predicted model, not a curated record. Bases 1 to 708 code for a protein of 235 amino acids. NCBI's taxonomy places the organism in Eukaryota, Fungi, Ascomycota, Eurotiomycetes, Eurotiales, Aspergillaceae. The transcript has a single exon.
AUGACCACCCAACCAGAGAAUCAGUACGCCAAGGCUGCAGUCCUGUUGUAUGAUGGCGCCGAUCUUCUCGAUUUUACAGGUCCAGUAGAGGUUCUCUCUCAUGUCCUGCAUAACCGUGACCCGGAUGACCCCGAUUCAAUGUUUAUAAUUGAAACUCUGGCUCGCACGCCAACUAUUCGAUCAGGGUGCUCACUCACUGUGAAGGCUGACCGACUGCUUGAUGAUGCGAUCAAUGAUCUCACAGAGUAUGACAUGCUGAUCGUUCCUGGUGGACCGCCAUCGGUAGUUCAACCUCUUCUCCAGGGUGAUUCUGCCGAGGUUGAUGUCAUCCGCAGAUUCUCAGCGCUGCCUCUGUCAUCCUCGCAGAAACCUAGGAUUCUCUUCUCAGUCUGCACUGGUUCUUUGCUUCUAGGUGGCGCGGGGAUUCUGGGAGGCAUGAUUGCCACCACACAUCAUCGUGCCGUUGAUAUGCUUCGGGAUAUAUGUGCUCAAUUUAGCGAGAAAAAUGAUCAUCCGGUAACUGUGGUUCAUAAGCGCUACAUCGACGGGGGCUACUUGAAAGGGGAUACUGUUCGUCUGUUCACAGCUGGCGGUGUCAGCUCGGGUCUAGAUGCCACGUUCCAUAUCGUGCGCGAGCUUGCAGGCUCCGACAUGGCUGCGUUUGUAUCUCGAGUGAUGGAGUAUGAUUGGACUGAGCUUAAGAGGUGA